AUGUCAUCUCCUCCUCGCUUAUUCUUGAUUCUUUUCUUGCUUGUUUCCACUUCCUCUUUCCUCUUCCAGAUCUCAUCUGCAGCCCAUGAAGAUGAAGGUCAUGAUAUAGACGUAGAUCCAAACCUCAAGUUUGAGAACCCUAGGAUCCGCAGAGCCUACAUUGCCUUGCAGUCAUGGAAACAAGCCAUCUAUUCAGACCCACUCAACUUCACGGCCAACUGGAAGGGCUCAGACGUGUGCUCUUACAUGGGGAUCUUUUGUGCUCCAUCUCCCCAGAACAAGAAAGUAAGGGUGGUGGCUGGCAUUGACCUCAACCAUGCUGACAUUGCUGGCUACCUCCCUACCGAGCUCGGCCUUCUUACCGAUCUGGCACUCUUCCACAUCAACUCCAACAGAUUCUGUGGAGUGGUGCCCAAUAGUUUCAGCAAAAUGAAGCUUCUACAUGAGCUGGACCUUAGCAAUAAUCGGUUUGUGGGCAAAUUUCCGAAGGUUGUUCUCUCAUUGCCUUCCCUCAAGUACUUGGAUCUGCGCUUCAACGAGUUUGAAGGUUCUGUGCCCUCCCAGCUCUUUGACAAGCCUCUUGAUGCUAUCUUCUUGAACGACAACAGGUUCCAGUUUGGCAUCCCAGAGAAUCUUGGGAACUCUCCUGUUUCUGUUCUUGUCUUUGCGAACAACAACCUUGGUGGGUGCAUUCCAGGCAGCAUCGGAAAGAUGGGCAAAACCCUGAACGAGAUCAUUCUCAUGAACGACAAUCUCACUGGAUGCUUGCCUCCCCAGAUCGGGAUGCUCAAGGAAGUAACUGUUUUUGACGUGAGCUUCAAUCAUCUUCAAGGCUCUCUCCCUUCCAGCAUUGGAAACAUGAAGAGUGUUGAGCAACUUGACAUUGCACACAACAGUUUCACAGGUGUUAUACCUGCCAGUGUUUGCCAGUUGCCUAAUUUGCAAAACUUCACCUUUUCUUUCAACUAUUUCACUGGCGAAGCUCCUAGCUGUGCUGCUAUCGGAGGCGUCUCCAAUAGUACCCAGAAUUGCAUUCCUGGAAAGACAAAUCAGAGAUCAGCCAAGCAAUGUUCUUCUGAAGCUGCACGCCCUGUUGACUGCAGCAAGUUCAAAUGCGGUGGCAGUGGUGGCGGAGGUGGAAGUGGCUCUCCAUCAACACCACCACGACGGCCGUGGAGAGGUUCUCCAGUUAGAAGGCCAGCACCAAAUCCUGCACCCAUUAGAAAGCCAUUCUUAGCAUCACCACCACCACCACCCACUUCCAAGUCUUCACCUUCCACCAGAUCACACCCCCCACCACCUCCUACAAGGUCUUUCCAUCCGCCGCCAUCUCCACAUUUUGCAUCCCCACCACCGCCUAGUAAAAAAGUAUCGCCCAGAACGCAUCUUCCACCACCACCGCCUCCACCCCCAUCUCCACCUCCACCUCCACCUGUAGAACAACAGCCACCAACUUAUCACCAUAUACCGCCACCACCAUCUCCUCCUCCUCCACCCAGCCAUUACCACUCAAAUCAUCCAGCACCGCCACCUAUCAAAAAAGUCUCACCCGGUACUCAUUACCAUGUACCACCACCCCCGCCUUCCCAUCAAUACCAAGCACCACCGCCACCAAAGCAGUCAGCUGAAGUUCCAGCACCAAGUUACCACCCUAACUCUCCACCACCACCCCCGCCUUCCUGUCAGUACCAAGCACCACCGCCACCAAAGCAGUCAGCCGAAGUUCCAGCACCAAGUUACCACACUAACUCUCCGCCGCCACCCCCUCCACCAACGAAUGGAUAUACACAUUCUCCUCCUCCAACCCAGCCUACUGCUCCAGUUCCAUCACCAGUAGAGUAUUACCCACCUAAAGCAGCUUCUAGUCCACCUCCACCUCCAUUAUAUCAGACGCCGCCACCACCAAGUUACCACACAAACUCUCCACCACCACCCCCUCCACCAACGAAUGGAUAUACAUAUUCUCCUCCUCCAACCCAGCCUACAGCUCCAGUUCCAUCACCAGUAGAGUAUUACCCACCUAAAGCAGCUUCUAGUCCACCUCCACCUCCACCUCCAUUGUAUCAGACGCCACCAUCACCGCCGCCGCCUUCACAAGAACCAUGGCUUCCCCUACCACCUCCACCAUCAUCUGGGUGUAUCACUCCAGAAUCCCCGCCGCCGCCAUCACCUACACCAAGCUAUCAGCACCCACACCCGCCGCCGCCGCCGCCACCUACCCCAAGCUACCACUACCCGCAAUCACCAUCUCCACCACCACCUAUGACAAGCUAUGAACACCCACAAUCACCUCCACCGUCGCCACCUGUGCCAAGCUAUCAUCACCCGCAAUCACCUCCCCCUCAUCAACAACAGUGGCAUUAUCCACCAUCAAUAUCCCAUCAACAAAGUCCUCCGCCACCUCCCCAUAAUUCAUAUGCACCCCCACCACCACCACCGACUCCAUCGCCGCCGCCGCCAGCAAUUGAGAACACAGUUCCACUUCCACCGAUUGUAGGAGUAUCGUAUGCAUCUCCUCCUCCCCCAACAAUUCCCUACUAUUAAGUGGCAGGUUGCUGGCAGGCAUGAGAUGAUAUAUUACAAGGAUUAAUGGCACGGUUUCUAAAUUUUUUUCUUCUAAUAUUGUUGCACAAGGAGAAGGAUGAUUAAGAAGAUGUGAGUCACAGGUGAGUCGGUCAUGUUGAGAAAUAUUCUUUUGCGUCUACAACAUUGACAAUCAUCCAUCGGUUCCACCCACGCGUUUCGUGUUUUUGCUGAAGCAAUUGCUAUAAUUCUUUUUUUUUUUUUAAUUUGAUUUUCUGAUUUUUUUUUUAAUUUUCGAAGAACAAACUAAAUUGAUCAAGUUGUAGCAAUUAAUAACAUAUUAUUGUAUAAGUUUCUGUUAAUUUUUUA
Molecule: messenger RNA, 2892 nt
Organism: Populus nigra (black poplar)
Lineage: Eukaryota; Viridiplantae; Streptophyta; Magnoliopsida; Malpighiales; Salicaceae
Product: leucine-rich repeat extensin-like protein 6
Exons: 1
Coding region: 1-2544 (847 amino acids)
Molecular function (GO): protein binding
Source: RefSeq, a predicted model, not a curated record